AUGUUAGUUCUCUUCGAGUCAGCGGCGGGAUACGCCAUCUUCAAGGUUCUGGACGAAAAGAAACUUCAAAAGACUGAUAACUUGUUCAAAGACUUCGAGAGCCGGACAAGCAACUUGGCCAAGCACCCGGCCUCCACCGUGCAGAUACUGGGCGCCGAGAAGUCGCUUUUCCGGGCGCUGAAGACCAAGCACGACACGCCCAAGUACGGUCUCAUCUAUCACGCGCAGCUGGUGGGCCAGAGCACGCAGAAGCUGAAGGGCAAGAUGUCGCGUAUGCUGGCAGCCAAGGCAGCCCUGGCCACUAGGGUCGACGCCCUGGGAGACGACGGAACGGGGACCGAGCUGGGAAUCGAACACAGGGCCAAGCUGGAGACGCGUUUGCGAGUUCUCGAGGAAGGCGGAGGUAACAGGAGAAUCAGCGGCACCGCGCGGGGCAAGGCGAGGCAGGACAGGUACGAACACAAGAGCUUCGUGCGUCAGUACGAACCUGCCGAAGAUUCCACGCUGCCCACGACGUCGGGUGCCGGCGCGAAGAGGAAGUUUAAGCAAGAAGAGGAGGAAGGAGGUGAGCAGGAGGCCGAUGACGUGCCUGAACCCAAACCCAAGAAGAAAAAGCAGGUGGCAACAGCUGAGGAGGUCAAAACCGAGACUGUCGCCCCCAAGAAAAAGAAGGUGAAGAAGGAACCCGAAGAAUCCGAUACACCCGCACAAGUCAAGACUGAGCCAGCUACCCCCAAAAAGAAGAGAAAGCGUUAG
Messenger RNA from Rhipicephalus sanguineus (brown dog tick), 756 nucleotides. RefSeq names its product nucleolar protein 58. The record is from RefSeq and is a predicted model, not a curated record. The coding region runs from base 1 to 756 and encodes 251 amino acids. Gene Ontology annotation, molecular function: snoRNA binding. Gene Ontology annotation, cellular component: small-subunit processome; box C/D methylation guide snoRNP complex. Lineage: Eukaryota; Metazoa; Arthropoda; Arachnida; Ixodida; Ixodidae. The transcript has 2 exons.